Molecule: messenger RNA, 2021 nt
Organism: Cajanus cajan (pigeon pea)
Lineage: Eukaryota; Viridiplantae; Streptophyta; Magnoliopsida; Fabales; Fabaceae
Product: putative E3 ubiquitin-protein ligase XBAT31
Molecular function (GO): protein binding
Source: RefSeq, a predicted model, not a curated record
UAUCUCAUUUCAUUUAUCUGUGUAGCUACCCAUAUCAAUAGCAAUAGCAAUGUUACGCGGAAUCUGAGUCCUGCCCCAACUCAUUCCCAGUAACUGCUAACACUGACACCGUCAGCUACCCCUCUUUCCUUGUUCCUUUGCAUUUUUCAUUUUGCAAUGCCAAUCCCACUCAUUUAUUUAUAACAACACCAACUCCACCUCUCAAGUCUCAAGCUCAACACCACCCAAUGGGUCAGACCCUCAGUUGCACACCCAACCACCACCACGCCCUCUUCUCCGCUGUCCACGACGGCGACCUCCGCCUCCUCAUCGCUCUCCUGGAGGCCCACCCCUCUCUCCUGCACCAAACCACUCUCUACGACCGCCACUCCGCUCUCCAUAUUGCCGCCGCCAAUUCCCAGAUCGAGAUUCUCUCCACGCUUUUAGAUGGAUCUGUUAACCCAGAUGUUUUAAAUCGCCACAAACAAACUCCGCUUAUGUUGGCGGCAAUGCACGGGAACAUCGCGUGUGUGGAGAAGCUUCUCGAAGCUGGGGCUAAUGUGUUAAUGUUUGAUAGCAUUUACGGGAGAACGUGUUUACACUAUGCCGCUUACCACGGUCAUUCUUCUUGCCUUAAGGCUAUUCUUUCCGCUGCUCAAUCUAGUCCAGUGGCUGCUUCUUGGGGGUUUGCUCGGUUUGUGAAUAUUAGAGAUGGAAAGGGUACAACGCCAUUGCACCUGGCGGCGCGUCAGAGACGGUCUGAAUGUGUACAUAUUCUGUUAGAUAGUGGAGCUCUUGUUUCUGCUUCAACUGGUGGAUAUGGUUGUCCUGGGAGCACUCCUCUUCAUCUAGCAGCUAGAGGGGGAUCUCUGGAUUGCAUUCGUGAAUUGUUGGCUUGGGGUGCAGAUCGUCUUCAUCGUGAUGCAUCUGGGCGGAUACCAUAUAUGGUUGCUCUGAAACACAAACAUGGAGCCUGUGCAUCAUUGCUAAAUCCUACAUCUGCAGAGCCUCUUGUCUGGCCGUCUCCAUUGAAGUUCAUCAGUGAGCUUAAUCCUGAAGCCAAGGCUUUAUUAGAACAGGCCCUGAUGGAUGCAAACAGAGAAAGGGAGAAAAACAUAUUGAAAGGGAGUGCUUACUCUCUUCCAUCUCCUUCACAUUCGGAUGGGGUACCUGAUGAUAAUAUGUCUGAGGUUAGCGAGUCUGAAUUAUGCUGCAUCUGCUUUGAGCAAGUAUGCACAAUUGAAGUUCAGAACUGUGGCCACCAGAUGUGUGCACAAUGCACACUAGCCCUGUGUUGCCACAACAAGCCCAACCCCGCCACGGCCUGUCUCACUCCUCCGGUUUGUCCAUUUUGUCGAAGCACCAUAACAAGACUCGUGGUUGUGAAGACAGAAUGCCAUGACGAAACUGAUCAAGAUAGUGUUGAUAUCAACUGUUCCAAGCUGAGCAAGUCAAGGAAACUCAGAAACUUGAACGACACCGGUAGCAGCAGCUUCAAGGGAUUGUCCGGUGUUAGUUCAUUCGGGAAAUUGGGUAGCCGCAGCUCUGGAAGAAUUGCUGCUGAGUGGCUUGAUAAACAGUGAUUAUUGAUGGCAUUGGCAAUUGCUUGUGGUAACCAAUGAUUCCAUAGUGGCAAGAUACGGUAACUACAUAGGUGCUUAACCGGCAAGGCAAAAACCAAAGUUAAAAAGUGAAGGAAUAUUAUGUAAUUUUGGGAAAUAAGCAAAGUGAAUUGAAGUGAAGUGAAGUUCGUGGUAGGUACCAAAAAGAGGAGGGGAUGUCAUGUAAUGUAAUAUUGUUGUAGUAUUAUUAUUACUUGAGAAUGAAGAAGCAUCACCUGCUGCGUCGAUGAUUUUGGGCAUCGUCAAUAAUUUAAUUUAAUUUUAUUACACGUAAUCCAGUAAAGUGGGAAUAAUUUCCCUCGAAAGUAUAAGUCAAUGUUAUGGGAAAAUGUAUUGCUUAUUUGCAUCUGGUUUAUUUCUUUGUACCCAUAUGAUAUAAGCAAUAAGAUACAAAAGAGAAAGACAAAGCCUUGUGUUGCU